Molecule: messenger RNA, 1725 nt
Organism: Petromyzon marinus (sea lamprey)
Lineage: Eukaryota; Metazoa; Chordata; Hyperoartia; Petromyzontiformes; Petromyzontidae
Source: RefSeq, a predicted model, not a curated record
GUCACUAGAGAGUCACAGAGAGUAGAGAGUAGAGAGUCACUAGAGAGUCAUAGAGAGUAGAGAGUCACUAGAGAGUCACAGAGAGUAGAGAGUCGAUGGAGUCUUCUUCUGCUGCUUCUUCAGUGGCCACCAGCGGUACUGAACCUCUGCUGGGAGUCGCCCUACCUGGGGGAGAGGUCCAGGUUCUGGUGGACGUGGGUGGAGAGCCUUGCCUGGAGGUUGAGUGUGGGGACGAGAGGGCCCUACUCUAUGUCCGGCGACUUUGCCAGGGCAGCAAAGGGCCGUCCAUCCGCUACCGGGGAGACUGGCUCACCCCGAACGAGUUCCAGUUCGUGUCCGGGCGGGAGACUGCCAAAGAUUGGAAGAGAAGCAUCAGGCAUCGUGGCAAGAGUCUCAAGACGCUGAUGUCCAAGGGCGUCUUGCAGGUCCACCCUCCCAUCUGCGACUGUCCUGGCUGCCGCAUCUCCUCGCCCGUGAAUCGAGGCCGUCUGGCUGAUAAGCGUGCCCACAUGGCCCUCACCACCACCGCCUCCACCGCCUCCACCGCCUCCACCGCCACCACCGCCGCCGCCGCCGCCGCCACCGCCGCUCCCGGCAGAGGGAAGGAAGCAACGGCCUCCUCCUCCUCCUCCUCCGGUGGAGCGGCCGACGGGGGAGCGCGCAGGGAGGCCGUGGCACGGCGAAGAGAUAGUAAUCUGUCCGCCAUCAUAUCGAGUUUGCACCACAGCAAGCGGCUGGCCACCGUCAGGGACGGGAGCGACGUACACGGCGAAGACCUCGCGUCUGGGAGCGAGCGACCAUCGCGAGGAGACUCACCACCUCUGAAGCGGUUUAGAGAAUGCACUUCCAGUCCAACCAGCAAGAACAACACACACACAGAUGACAGCUGCUGUGACUCGCCACCUCAGCCGUCCAGUCCACGUUACCAUGACGAGGGAAGUCUUCCUGACAGGGAUGGCAACUGCUCUUUGACCCCUACCCACAAUGCAGCAUUCCUGGGACUCCGCCCCUUCCUGGGCUUGCCACCUCUCCUCUCACCACUGCCCGGGUUUCCCGGGAUCCUCUCUCCGGGUCACGCCGAGCUGUUGGCAUGGCAACAGGAGCUGCUGAGGAGGCACGGCCUGGCAAGGCUGGACCCGUGCCUGUGCCCCAGUGGGGGUGAGUUGCUGCUGCGCCAGCUGGAGCUGGAGCAGCUUCGCCGGAUCGUCCUAUCGGAGCUGCCCGCCGUCGCCGCGGCGACCGCCACGGCCAAUCACGCGGCGGCGGCGGCGGCGGCGGCCGCCGCGGCCGCCUCCUACUGCGCCCCGCCCGCCCAGCAGCCAAUCCCGCGGCUCGACGCCGAGCUGGGGGCGGAGCUCCGCGGAGGGUCUCAGGGCAAGGGGCAGCAGCAGCAACAGCAGCAGGUGAAGGGAGGGGGCGGAGACACGUGCACCUGUAACCAUGACGACCAGGACACCCCCGGAGACCGGGUGACCAAUGGGAGCGCAGCGAGCGGCAAGAAGGGAGGGGCCACACUGGAGUUCGACUGGAGGGAGGCUGGGGUGAAGCUCCUUGGAGCUGCGAACCUCCCCCUGCACCUCUCCCUGCCCUUCACUCACAGCCCACUCCUGCCCGCAGCUCUUAUAUCAUCGCCUGCAGCAAAUCGGUUGGUGGGAGUGACCUCAUCACUCGGACGGCGGUGUCCGUCCUGACCUCGCACAGCCCGGAGACCGUCCGGUGAGACAC